Messenger RNA from Carcharodon carcharias (great white shark), 1973 nucleotides. It is a transcript of the gene aqp4, whose product is annotated as aquaporin 4. Gene Ontology annotation, molecular function: water channel activity. The record is from RefSeq and is a predicted model, not a curated record. The transcript is spliced from 5 exons. NCBI's taxonomy places the organism in Eukaryota, Metazoa, Chordata, Chondrichthyes, Lamniformes, Lamnidae. Gene Ontology annotation, cellular component: basolateral plasma membrane; plasma membrane. Gene Ontology annotation, biological process: transmembrane transport. The coding region runs from base 59 to 1090 and encodes 343 amino acids.
UCUCUCUCUCCAGCUCUGGAUACUUAUUAAAGAGAGUUCUUGGGGCUGCAGGAGUACAAUGCAUCGCUCACACCAAGGAAUAGAGCCAGAAUCUCAGUCCCAGCCCUUGGUCCACUCUUUGGCUCCUGUCAAAAGUUCACGUCAACCAACCGCAAGUAAGCACUCACCGCUGUGCAAGUUCGAGGCAGCCAUGACGGCUUUCAAAGGGAUCUGGACACAGCAAUUCUGGAGAGCAGUAUCUGGGGAGUUCCUAGCAACACUCAUCUUUGUCCUUCUCGGCCUAGGCUCCACAAUUGGCUGGGACAAUGAAAGCAGACCAUUGGACAUUGUCCUCAUUUCUCUCUGUUUUGGACUCAGCAUCGCCACCAUGGUACAGUGCUUUGGUCACAUCAGUGGAGGACACAUUAACCCUGUGGUGACUGCUGCCAUGGUGUGCACCCGGAAGCUAAGCCUGGCCAAGGGAUUCUUCUACAUCGUUGGGCAAUGUCUCGGUGCCAUCGCAGGAGCAGGAAUCCUCUACCUGAUCACACCAUCAGAUGUUGCGGGGGGGCUGGGAGUUACCAUGAUAAAUGGGAAAAUAUCAGCAGGAAAUGGUCUGGUGGUUGAACUGUUUAUAACAUUCCAGCUGGUGUUCACCAUCUUUGCCACGUGUGACUCCAAACGUGAUGACCUCAAGGGCUCAGCAGCUUUGGCAAUUGGUUUCUCCGUAGUCAUUGGGCACUUGUUCGCUAUUAACUACACAGGAGCCAGUAUGAAUCCCGCUCGAUCAUUUGGACCCGCAGUUAUCACAGGAAGAUGGGAAAAUCACUGGGUGUACUGGUUGGGCCCAAUGAUUGGUGGGCUUAUUGCUGCUGCACUCUACGAGUAUCUGCUCUGCCCAGAUAAAGAACUGAAGGACCAUUUUAAGGAUAUUUUUAAGCCCACGCAGCAUUCUGGGGACAAGUACACAGGGACGGAAGACAACAGGAGCCAGGCCAUUGAGUAUGAGGACAUGGUAAUCAAACCUGGGAGUUCUGACGUUAUGGACAUCGAUAAGGAUGAAGAGAAGAAGGAGAAAGAUACUACAAAUGAACUCCUGUCAUCUGUAUGACUAGCAAAGGGCACUGAAAACAGAGCAGAGGCAUGUGAAAUGUUGGGUGUUAGUGUCAUUCCAAUAAAGGAAACAGAUUUGCUGUAAGUGCAUGGUACUGUGUACCCACCACCACCCCCACCCCUUGGCAACUACAACAGCAAUUAUUCCAUCAUAAGGACAAUAAAAUUAGCUUUAGAAUAGUUCAGGAAGGUGCAUUUGAGGCUGCACGAAAUGGUGAAGCACUGUUUGAGCUUGUUAUUAAAUCGAUUCCCUUUCAUAAACUUCACUAAGACACUUGUAGAGAAGCUUACUUAGAAAAACACUGUCACGAUGGAAGUCCUCAAAGGAUUACUUGUCAAAGGGCGUUGCUAAGAGUACUACCAGGAAGUCUGCAGCAGUGAAAAAUCCACCUGAGAGUGUUCAGGCGCAACAAAAUAAGCUGUGGAAAAAAAAACAUAGUUAGUCAGGUGGCAAUAAAUGGUUUCGGAUUUAGUCAGCCGGUGGAAGUCUUUCCCAACCUAAUACGUGAUGUGGUUUCAUGUCCACUGAAUGUUUGAAUACCCUGCUGGACCUGGAAAUGUAACGAUGCAAGAAAUUGUGCCUUGCAUCAGCAGACACACAGGCCUCUGUGCUUUCAGUGUUUCACCUAUAUGUAUUGUCAUAAGUAUUUUUUUCCAAAAUGGGUUAUUUGCAGUGCGUAAGAUUGCAUUCUUUAAUAGUACCACAUUAUGUAAUCGUAGGACUAAUAUUGUGAUAUUAAGAGUAAGCCUCAAGUUGAAAAUUCUGACUAUUGUGUUCGGAUCCCUCCGUGGUCUAUUCCCUCCCAUCCCUGAAACUUCAACAGCACCUUCCAAAUCCACAACCACUACCACCUAGAAGGACAAGGGCAGCAGACACGUGG